Messenger RNA from Caenorhabditis remanei, 744 nucleotides. RefSeq lists its product as uncharacterized. The transcript has 4 exons. Gene Ontology annotation, molecular function: protein binding. The coding region runs from base 1 to 744 and encodes 247 amino acids. Lineage: Eukaryota; Metazoa; Nematoda; Chromadorea; Rhabditida; Rhabditidae. The record is from RefSeq and is a predicted model, not a curated record.
AUGUCUGGAAGACGUGGAAGAAAGCGACAACGCGAGGUAACCCCGCACCCAACCACACCAAUAAAGAUGAAUGCCGUCGAGUUCGAUGGAUCGGAUGCCAAUCUCUUCGACAUCAUAUUGAUGGUGGAGGGGAAGAAGUUCUUCGUGAAUAAGAAGCAAUUGGCGCUCCAUUCUAUGUUCUUCCAUCGGAUGUUUUAUGGAGGAUUCGAGGAGGCCAAGAAAGAAGAAAUCGAGAUCAAAGAGGUCUCAGCGGACGACUUCCAGAAGUUUUUGGAAGUGGUCCAUGGGGUGGAAGACCUGGAAGACUCCGCCGUGGAAGCCGUCUUCGACCUGAGUGAUCGCUUCGACUGCGAGCACAUCAUCAAAAAAUGCAAGAAAUUCUUGCUGGCCAAAAACCAGGUGCCACCCAAAACCAUGUUGGCUCUCUCAAUCCGACAUCAUUUUGAGGAAUUGAAGACCAAGGCCCUGGAGACUGUAAAGACCAAAUGGGAUAUGAAAGCGAUUCUCCCAGCCAACCUCAAGGACCUCGACCAUCCCACAAUGUCGUUGCUCCUGAAGAAAUCGUUGAACCUCAGUGGAAAUGCUUCAAUUGAUACUCCUUCAGACGAUGAGCGUGAUGUGCAAGACCUACUCCGUGGUAUGCUCCGUCAGGGAGAGGAAGAUCCGGGUCAAAUUGACAUUCGGGCACGAGUUGGAGAAGCUAGUCGAAGAAUCAUGGCCAGAGUCAGGGCUCUCGGUCCGUAA